CUAUCUAUCUAUCCAUCCCCCUACACACCAUCUAUCUAUCCCCAUCCACCACAUCUAUCUAUCUAUCCCCCCCACACUGUCUAUCGAUCAAUCUCCUGCCCCCAGAGUUAGCUCACACACACAGAUCACACACAGAGACCUGCUGGCAGACGCGUACAGAAUCACACGGAUGCAGCCACACACGUGCCCACCCUGACACAGACCCCUGUGCACUGAAUUGCCUGCACCCACCCAUGCUGGCAGCCACCAGAGACCCACUGGAAUCAUAGGCCGAGCCGUGUAAUCGCACAUGCCUGUCACCAUAAGCACCAUGCACGUGACCUCCCACGCCACGCUCGUGCCCCUGUGCAGACUGUCCCCCCCCCCCCGCCAGAGCUCUGUGUUCGGACAGCUGAGUGCUUGCAGGGGGUGGGGGGAGCAUGUGAGCUGGGGGAACCAUCACUCUCUCUGACACCCCCUCUCUGGUUGCCAUGCCAACACUGGCGGGGCGGGAACAGACGCCAGUGGAUCCCUGUGGCUGGCGUAGGAUGCUCCUUAUCUCAUUUUGAAAGGGGGGGGGCUGUGUAGCACCUGGCAUGACGGCCGGUGGGGGCAUCGCCAUCAGGGACCUGGCACAGUGUGUGUGGGGGGCCCCAAAUCUCAAUCGGCCUCUAUGCAGCACCUGGCAUAACACACCUGUGCCAGCUGCCUGCUUGGCCCCCUCCCCGCCCCCUUGGAAAAGCUCUGGGCAUCUCCAGCAGAAAUCCCCCCCUUCCCCACAGCAGCUCCCUCUGUUCCCCAUUUUCUGCCUGUUGAACCCGAUGCUGCAGGUUGGGGGGGGUAUUGCUCAAUUAGAUCGCGAUGCUGGGGGGCAGGGGAUGAGCUGCAAUCUGUCUGGCCUGGAGCAGCUGUCCCGCCCCUCCUGCUGUGGGGCUGGAGCUGCAGUGAACCCUGGGAGGGAGAAGCCUUUGAAGGGCCACCACCAGCAGGUGCCUGGCAGGGGUUGGGCAUCCUCCGGGAUGGGUGAGCCCGGCUGUGGUUCUGGGCAAACGGCCGAGUCUCCAUCGGUGCAGCCGGAGCCACGGAUCCCAUGUGGGCAGGGGGCACCCGACCCCCCCAGCGGUGCCCAGGACCCAGUGAGCACCAGGAGGACCCAGCCACCUGUCUGGUACCGGGGGACCUAGGGAACCCAGCUGCUGCUAUCGGGGGACACCAUCCUUCUUGGAACUGGGGAUAGAACCCAGGAGUCCUGGCUCCAGCAGCCCCUUUCCUAACCCACUAGGCCCCACUCCUCUCCUAGAGCUGGGGAGGGACCCCAGGAGUCCCGGCUCCCAGCCCCCGCCCUCGCUCUAACCCACCAGACCCCACUCCCCUCCUAGGCCCAGAGAUAGAACCCAGGAGUCCUGGCUCCGGCCCUGCCCCCACCCUGCAGAACCCAGCUGUGAGCAGGAGCCCCGCCGCAUGCCAGGCCUACGGCGCCACCGUCCUGCCGCCCAGUGCCAGGUGCAGCCCUGCCAUAGGGAUACCUGGUCCAGCCGCCCCCUCCCCUCACUCCCCCCAGCCUAGGGUGACCUCGGCUCCGUGCCGGGGGCAGGGCAGUGGCUGCGGGGGCGAAAGGUCCCUUGGCUGUGAUGAGCCCUGGUCUGGGGGGAGAAAUGCCAAAGGCCCCAUGCUCUGGCUCCCCCCACCCCCACCAGCCCCAGCCCCAGAUGUCCCUAGACACCAGGGCCUGUGGGAACUUGGGCACUGCGUGGGGCUGGGUAAGAUGCCAAGGGACCAUGCACCCGCAAUAUCCCCAAGCAGUGCCCGGCAGGCACAGUGCGUGUGUGUGAGACUGUGCUCUGGCAGGGACAGCGAGUGUGUGUGUGAUUGUGCGCUGACAGGGAUGGCAUGUGUGUGUGAUUGUGCGCUGGCAGGGACAGCGAGUGUGUGUGUGAUUGUGCGCUGACAGGGAUGGCGUGUGUGUGUGAUUGUGCGCUGGCAGGGACAGUGAGUGUGUGUGUGGGGGGGUAGCUCAGUGGUUUGAGCAUCGGCCUGUUCAACCCAGAGUUGUGAGUUCAAUCCAUAUAUGGAUCUGGGGCAAAAAUUGGGGCUUGGUCCUGCUUUGAGCAGGGGGUUGGACUAGGAACCUCCUGAGGUCCCUUCCAACCCUGAUCGUCUCUGAUUCUCUGUGUGUGUGGUUGUGUGCUGGCAGGGACGGGGUGUGUGCCCACACACGGCCCUGGAAGUCUGAGCCAUUGGAAGGAGUCGCAGGGACCAGGACACCGAAGCCACCUGCACCCCACAAAGGGUUAAACGCUCCGGGUUGACCAUUAACUUCUCCCAAGGGAGCGUGGGACGAAGGUCGCUGGGGCCCAGGAUUCGCUCUGGCUUCGGGUGGGGAGGGGGGCAGCCCCGAUCCUGCCGGCACAGCACCACGGACAGACAGCUGGAUGGGGCGGGGUAUACAGAGAGACGGGUCUGCCUGGAGAUAGACAGAUAGCGUGGUAGCCGGUUUGGUCCCAGAGGGUGGGGAACGGACCCUGUUCCGGUGGACUGGCCGUGGGACCUGUCAUACCCCCCGCUGCCCCCCCCCCAGCCAGCCCCACGCUGAUUGGGACAUGUGCUUUGCUCUGCUGGGACUGGUGUGAAUGGGCGCACAAGGGCCCGCGGCCGCGCUUUGGGCCCCGGCGUCCCUCCCCCUCCCCAAAGAGUGACACCCUCCCACCCCCCGCUCCGUGGGGCACUGCCCUGCCCAGCGUGACGCUCCCCGGCUUGUCCUCGUGUCUCAGCCCAGGGGCGAGCGGGCCAGGAUGUGCGACGGGCCGGCCAGGCGGAAGGUCGGGGUCGUGGGCUUUGGACAUUUGGGCCAGUAUCUGGUCCGGAGACUCCAGGAGGAGGGACCCCGGCACGGCCUGGAACUCGCCUUCGUCUGGAACCGGGAUGCGCGGAAGCUGCAGGGGCAGGUGCCGGCUUCCCUCCAGCUGCAGGACCUGGCCCGGUUCCCCGAGCGCGAGGCGGAUCUAGUGGUGGAAGUGGCUCAUCCCUGCAUCGUCCGGGACCACGGCGCGACCUUCCUGUCCGGGGCAGAUUUCAUGGUGGGCUCCCCCACGUCCCUGGCUGACCAGGCCACGGAGAUGCGGCUGAGGGAAGCUGCCCAGCGUGGGGGGCACACGCUGUAUGUGCCCCGGGGGGCGCUGUGGGGCGGCGAGGACAUCCAGCGCAUGGAUGACAGGGGCGUGCUGCAGGGCCUGAAGGUGACCAUGAUCAAGCAUCCAGACAGCUUCCGGCUGGAGGGGGCGCUGAGGGAGCGGCUGGGGGCCGCGCGGGCCGUGCUGUACGAGGGGCCCGUGCGGGCUCUCUGCCCGCUGGCCCCCAAUAAUGUCAACACCAUGGCGGCUGCUUGCAUGGCCGCCCCCAGCCUGGGCUUCGAUGGGGUCCAGGGGUGUCUCAUUGCUGACCCCAGCUUGCCAGGGCCACCGAGGGCAUGUCGUUUUGUGCUGAUGCUGGUUCGGGGCCGGAGGGACCAGCCCCAGGGAGCCGGCUGAAGCCAGUGGGGCUGGCAGUGUGUGUUGCGGGGGGCGUUGCCUCUGCCUAAGAGAUCGCUGAAGAGAGGGUGGCAGGGAGGAAGGGUGGGAAAUCUUUCGCACUUGGUCCCAGAGGCGUGAUGGGGGAUGUAGUACUUGCUCCCCAGAGCCGAGUGGGAGUCACAGUGUACGUAACCCCGUCCUGCAGGUGUUACCGUCCUGCAGAGACUGGUGUAGGCGGCUGCUUUUGGGUAACGACGGGACCUGUGCAGCGGAACCUCAGCGUUACGCACACCGGAGUGACCAACGGACGGGUCAACCACAGCCCUCCUUGGGCACCGCACGCACGCGAGCCGGCAACAGCCGCAGAGACAAACCGAGCAAGUCCAGUACAGUCCUGUGUUAAAUGUAAACGACUAAAAAAAAAGAAAUAAAAGGAAAGUUUAAAAAAAGAAAGAUCUGAGGAGGCAAGGAAACCGUUUCUGGGCU
Molecule: messenger RNA, 3974 nt
Organism: Caretta caretta (loggerhead turtle)
Lineage: Eukaryota; Metazoa; Chordata; Testudines; Cheloniidae
Source: RefSeq, a predicted model, not a curated record